CGCGAAGAUCUUCAAACGAAGACGAAACUCACAAAAUGUCUUCCAGCACCAACGCCUCUAACUCCAUCUCGAUGGAUGUUUGCUCUCCGGAGAAAGUGCGUGGAUCCAACUCCAACGUGCUUCCGCACCUCUGCCAGAUUGUACCUUCAUAAUUUAUAUUUUACAUCAUAUUUGACUAAGUCAGUUGUUCCUGUACUAUGUUAUACUUGUACCAUAUCGCAUUUUCUCAAAAUCAACAUUUAUAUUUUACAUCAUAUUUGACUAAGUCAGUUGUUCCUGUACUAUGUUAUACUUUUACCAUAUCGCAUUUUCUCAAAAUCAACUUCCCAUCUUCUUUCAAUUUUACAAUCAAUUUCAGGUGAAAAAGAAUCAGCAGCAAACGCACUGGUUGAUCAAGCAGAACACUGCCGUGCAGAACAACACGGUCAACCCGGUGGUGGAUGACUCGACCAAUCAGACCAUUUUGUUCAUGUUGAACCAAAUUUCCCAGACGCUGAACGUGUUGGUCAUGAAGCUGCAGGCAGGAGAAGCAACGGAUG
Amoebophrya sp. A25 is the source of this 539-nucleotide messenger RNA. NCBI's taxonomy places the organism in Eukaryota, Dinophyceae, Syndiniales, Amoebophryaceae. The record is from the annotation of a GenBank genome assembly.